CCUGGGCCUCAGCAUCCUUAUCUGUUCCGCCAGAUGUGUUUUGGUCUCACUGCUAGAUGUGUUUUGGUCUCACCAUCUCCAGGUCGGAGGUCUAGCCUUGGCAGAAGAAGGACCUGGGAUCCUGCUGCUUUCGUCUCUGGGAUACUGAAGCAGAGAGCCACACAUCCGCACAGCCCAGGGAGGCGUCCAUCCCUUCCCAGCCCCGUCUGUCCAGCAUCCCAGAACAGCAGUGAGCUAGCUGGCUGGCUGGGAAGGCCCUGUCCGGUGCCUUUGGCCCACGGUGGCCCAGGGAACGGCCCUCCCUCUGCUGGGGUGCAGCAAGCAGCGGGGGUGGGGUGGGGAGGCUCAUCUCCAGCUGGCUUGUGUCUGUGAACCCCUCCCUCCCCCCAGGCCUGUCCACAGGGCCUUGGGACCAGCCAGAGAAGUCAGGCUCACUAGAGCGAGGAGACAUGAGGUUACUUGGCCGGACUGAGUCCUGCUCCCGGGGAAGCACAAUGCCCAGCCCACCCCGUGCUCGGUGCCCCCUCCACUGCCGAAGACUUUGACCUUGUGUUCCAGGGCUAGCUGGUGGGCAGAGGGCUGAAGUCAACACAGCCCAGAAAGUCGGGAGCGUUCCUGCAGGGCAAACAGGAACCUGCACCCCAGGCUGUUUUUCUCCGGAUACCUGGAUACCUGGCGCCAGUGGGGACAAAGGUCAUAAGCAGAGAGACACAGAGAGAAGUCAGUGCCGGCUGACUGCUGUUGGGAGGCUGGCGUGAUGCGCGUGGCCGUGAUCGGAGCGGGAGUCAUCGGGCUGUCCACGGCCCUCUGCAUCCACGAGCGUUACCACCCGACGCAGCCGCUGCACAUGAAGAUCUAUGCGGAUCGCUUCACACCGCUCACCACGAGCGAUGUGGCUGCGGGCUUCUGGCAGCCUUAUCUCUCCGACCCCAUCAACCCGCAGGAGGUGGAGUGGAACCAGCAAACUUUCGACUACCUGCUGAGCUGCCUCCAUUCUCCACACGCAGAGAAAAUGGGCCUGGCCCUCAUCUCAGGCUACAACCUCUUCCGAGAUGAAGUUCCGGACCCUUUCUGGAGAAACACAGUUCUUGGAUUCCGGAAGCUGACCCCCAGAGAGAUGGACAUGUUCCCUGAUUAUGGCUAUGGCUGGUUCAACACAAGCCUCCUUCUUGAGGGGAAGAGCUACCUCCCAUGGCUGACUGAGAGGUUAACGGAGAGAGGUGUGAGGCUCAUCCAUCGGAAGGUGGAGUCUCUCGAGGAGGUGGCAAGAGGAGGCGAGGAUGUGAUCAUCAACUGCACUGGGGUGUGGGCCGGGGCUCUGCAAGCGGACGCCUCCCUGCAGCCAGGCCGGGGCCAGAUCAUCCAGGUGGAGGCCCCGUGGAUUAAACACUUCAUCCUCACCCACGACCCCAGCCUCGGCAUCUACAACAGCCCAUACAUCAUCCCAGGUUCUAAGACAGUUACGCUCGGAGGCGUAUUCCAGCUGGGAAAUUGGAGUGAGCUAAAUAGCGUCCGGGACCACAAUGCCAUCUGGAAGAGCUGCUGCCAACUGGAGCCCACCCUGAAGAAUGCAAGAAUUGUGGGUGAACUCACUGGCUUCCGGCCAGUCCGGCCUCAGGUCCGGCUAGAAAGAGAACACCUUCGUUUUGGAUCUUCAAGUGCAGAGGUCAUCCACAACUACGGUCAUGGAGGUUACGGACUCACAAUCCACUGGGGUUGCGCGAUGGAGGCGGCCAACCUCUUUGGGAAAAUUCUAGAAGAAAAGAAGUUGUCCAGGGUGCCUCCAUCUCUCCUCUGAGUACUCUAGCGACUGCCACCUGCCCAAGACGACACCUCCAGCCCUUUUGCAGAGGGAUUCCCUCUCCCCACGCCCUCCCCAGCCCCACCCCCAGUUCUGCCCCAGCCCCACCCCUGGCUUCCUCUGGCAAAGGCACAAAGGGAGGACUCAUCCAGAGCAGUCCUAACCAGCCAGCUGGGUGAGACAGGCAAGAUCUACUGCUGUGGUGCAGUUCUUCUCACGCGGGAAGGACUGUGCUAAGGCUGGUUGCACUGGGUGGCAGGGUGUGUUCAGUCCUAUAAAGAGUGGUCUGGAAUCUUUUGCUUAGAACUCUGAUGAAUGGUUCACAACACACUCCCUGUGUAUCUAUAGUGGUGGGAGGAGGGGGCAAGGGGGGAGGGGGGGGAGGAGGACUACUCCCUCCUCAGCACUCUGCUGGUCAACAUUAUUAAAACACUGGAUAUCCGAA
Apodemus sylvaticus (European woodmouse) is the source of this 2246-nucleotide messenger RNA. It is a transcript of the gene Dao, whose product is annotated as D-amino acid oxidase. The transcript has 12 exons. The record is from RefSeq and is a predicted model, not a curated record. The coding region runs from base 758 to 1798 and encodes 346 amino acids. NCBI's taxonomy places the organism in Eukaryota, Metazoa, Chordata, Mammalia, Rodentia, Muridae. Gene Ontology annotation, molecular function: D-amino-acid oxidase activity; FAD binding.